AAACUUUGGCUAAUGGCAAUUGACAUCUGAUGAACUUCUAGGGAAUGAAAGAUAAGCACAUCGUCUUCUUCAUCCAUCGUUAAUAGCGUUGUCGUUGGGGUUUAGGGUUUCCAGAUUUCAGAUUUCCGAUUUCCGAUUUCCGUUCAUUUCUUCACUGCUUCAUACCUUUCUCCUUCAAUAUUCUAUUCAUAAUUCUCUAUUUCCAUUCCUACAAGUAAUUCCUGAAUCAUUUUGUUGCGCUAAUUCGUACUCGGUUUGUUUCGUAACGUAGAUUUCUCUUACUUUCUAUUUAUGAUUUGUUUAUCUGAAACCCUUCGAAGCACCGAGGUCGGUGUCGCUGACAUUUUGAUUUGUUGCAUUCUAAAAUUCAUUUAGUUAUAUGACAAUUUGUAUGCUGGAUGAAGACAUUCAACUUCCGAAAUUGAACGGUCAAUGUGCUAUACAUUACUUAACGAAUUUUGUUGAAGAUUGAUUGUGGGUCACUCCUUGUUUUUGUUGUGUUUAUUUAUCUCCUUGAUUUCCUUGUUUUGUUUUUGGCAAUAGGUUCUGUCAGUAGAUAAUUUGGUGGUUAAAGGCUUAUGGCUUUUGUUGCUCAUCAACAGCAGGGCUUGUUUGUGGCAUUUUCCUCAAGGAAGUUGUUAUGGAGCAAAAGGCUGAAGCUGAAGCAAUGUUUAUCAAAAUGUCACUUGAUUGGAAGAGCUGAUUGGCAUUGCAGACUAAGUGUAGGGCCUCCUCACAUUUGCGGAACCAAGCUCAGACCUUUGAAGAUUUCAAGCUUCAAAGGCAGUGCCAAAGGUGAUGAUUCAGUAACCAGUGCUAAUGGGUCGAAGGUUCCCAACCCCAAAACCUCCGUUAGACUGGAUAAGAGAGGCGAAAUGAAAUCAGAAUCUCCAAAGGCAAACAAUGUUCCACUCUCUUGUGCUUCUGAAGCAAAUGAGAACCUUGCAGUAUCAUCUGGUAUUCAUAAACUUCUCCAAAAAUGGCUUACAAUGUUACAAACACUACCACAAAAUCAAGGGGAGCAGGAAAUCUUGGGAGAACCACCUCCGGAUGUCUUACCAAAUUCUUUACAAGGGACGCAAAAGACCAUAAAAGGUCAGAGUUUGAAGGCAGCAUGGUCGUAUUUUCUAGCCCAGGAUGCAACAAUAAAGGUUCCUUUCUUAAUAUUUGUUCCUUUCUACCUGGCCGUUAAUGUAGUUUAUGGGGCAGAGGUGUCGAAGGAGUUAACUCCUUUAUGGGUUUUGGGGCCACUCAUUGUGGCUCUCUACAUCAUGUUGUGGCGGUGGCUAUGUGCACUCUAUGUCUUCAGCUUCAAGCAGACCAUCAAAGUAAUUAAGAAUUCGCCCUCGUACUUCAUGUUGGCCUACAGCUAUGUCUUUUGUGGCAAGCUCAAAGAAGACAUCCAGGCUCAUAUUUUGCAGCCUAUAUUGAGCAUAACAAAUACUGAUUAUAAACAGCUGGGUAGAAAAAAGUUGAAAGAAUUGUCAGAAUGGAUAGUAGAGAAGUAUCUUGAUUUUGUGGAAUCAAUAUGGCCCUACUAUUGUCGGACAAUCAGAUUUUUGAAGAGGGCUAAUCUUAUUUAAAGUUAGUGGGUGAGGUGAGGGAAGUUGGUUGUGAUUUCAAGUGAGAGCUGGCCAAUCCCUUUUUAUACCGGGGUCUUGGUGUUUUGAGUGGAGCGAGACUUAGGUUGUGUAUUAGGUUAGGUUGUACCUGUAUCUAUGCUUGAAUUGAGUACGUGGUUAUUUAUUAGAUUGCUUCUGUUCGUAAUUGCUCAUUGGCGGGUUCUUUUUAAA
Vigna angularis (adzuki bean) is the source of this 1793-nucleotide messenger RNA. RefSeq lists its product as uncharacterized. NCBI's taxonomy places the organism in Eukaryota, Viridiplantae, Streptophyta, Magnoliopsida, Fabales, Fabaceae. The record is from RefSeq and is a predicted model, not a curated record. The transcript is spliced from 4 exons. Bases 579 to 1583 code for a protein of 334 amino acids.